Molecule: messenger RNA, 1774 nt
Organism: Procambarus clarkii (red swamp crayfish)
Lineage: Eukaryota; Metazoa; Arthropoda; Malacostraca; Decapoda; Cambaridae
Product: KICSTOR subunit 2
Biological process (GO): cellular response to glucose starvation; cellular response to amino acid starvation; protein localization to lysosome
Cellular component (GO): KICSTOR complex
Source: RefSeq, a predicted model, not a curated record
CAGCUCAACCCAACAAGCACCUUGGUAGCUGGGAUCAUCCUCAACAUAAAGGCGUCCACCAACAUCAGUACUGGUGCAGUCAUCGAGAGGACAAACCCUUCAUGCACACUGCACCUACUAUCAACAACAAGACCUCCCUACACGACUUCCAGCAACAACUACUUCACGACUCCCUGAGAAAUAGUUCUGCUGAUAUACCAGAUGAACAACAAGAGUUGACAUACAUGAUGGCAGCGUCUACAAAACAUCCAACAGACCAUGAGGAACUUAUAUUGCAAGGCCUCUUAGCUCAGUUUUCCAAUUUUAAUUAUGAUAAAGCAAAAGAGCAAGCCGAAAAGGAGCGUGAUCUAAGCCGGUGUAGCGGAUCAGCUGUGUGGCAGUCCCUGCUCACCUGUGUAGCUCAGCUGGCUGCUACAGAGAAGCUGUAUAUGAAUCUUUCAUUCCUCACUGCAAAAGGAUUUUUGAGGAAAGAGAGUUCUGUUCGUGCAAGUUAUGAGUUGCUCAACACAGAGUUGAAUGAAAUGGGCUUGGAAAAGAAAAAUAUUUUAAGUAACAAUGGUAAUACUUCUACCAGUGGGCUAACCUCCCCAGGAAGCUCAGGCUGUGAUGGAAUAUUACGACAUCUGUGUUCUCAUCUUGUCCUUUUUAUCAAAGCCCGGCUUCAAAUGAUAACAUUCUAUGAAAGGGUAAUUGAAAUGUCCAUUUGUCGUUUGAUGAAUUUUGAAGAGUUGCUUUCUCACAUAAUAGACAUCAGUUCCAGUAACAGCCGGAAUUUCCAUCAUCCGCUCUUGACUCCAAUAAAAACAAGCUUUACAUAUGAAUGCGACAUUCUGAUACAUUUAUUGAGAAGCCAGCUAGAGAUGCAGUUCUGGCGUUUCCUGCCAUCCCUACUUCAUCUUCACGAUGCUCAUUCAAAGCUAAAUAGUUGGCACACUGUUGUUCAGUCAAAGGAGACAAAGAAGUAUGGGUUUGGCUCCAGUUUCUUGAAGUCUUCUCCCCUUCCUUCCUUAUACCAGUGGCUCUGGCAAGCAAAAGCGGCAUUUGUUUCCAAGUUUUCUCUGUAUUUCCAUGAAACCCUGGCAGCACAAAGCUCACCGGCAGAUAUGAAGGCUCUUAUCUCCCGACAAGGGCAAGCAUGUGAUUAUGUUUCAAAGAUUCAAAGCUUUCAGAGGAGAAGUGAUGCAGUUAGUGUGUGUCUGGUCUUUGAAGCUGCUGGAGUCGAGGACUAUCAGGGUGCAGGCUAUCAUCAUCCAGAGGAAUCGGUGCCACCUCCUAAGGGCUUAGAUAGUUACCCUGCUAUCUUCACUUACCCUCCUACUAAACCUCUGGAGAGAUGGCCUAGCAUUGUUAUGCGAGUUUCAGACCGGAGCAAUGAACAUGCUUUGCUAGAUCAUGUUGUGCACUUCUUCGAUCAACAAGUUGGAUCAACAUACUUCUUAUGCAGAGUUGAGCCUAGAAUUACAUUUGUUGCCAUAUUUGAUACUAAAAAAUCUGAAAAAGACAGUUACAUCAGAGACUUCAUAUAUGACUUAGUAAUGCAAUUAAGAUGCAACAAAGUGUUUGCAAACCUGAAGCCCAAAUAAAAGUGAAAUUGCUUAGUUUUGUAUGUUAUGAAAUGAUUGACAAAAUCCAGUACAGAUGGACCUCCUUAGAGCAAAUUUCACUCUAGUGAACAUGUUCAUGUUGAGUUCAAAAUUUUCAGUGGAAUAAUUAUGUGUUUGUUUUGCGAGUCUUGUGGUGCACUACUUGCACCACUGUUUUCCUUAUUCUCAUA